Messenger RNA from Cloeon dipterum, 1698 nucleotides. RefSeq lists its product as uncharacterized. Gene Ontology annotation, molecular function: protein binding. The transcript has 9 exons. Gene Ontology annotation, cellular component: plasma membrane; cytoplasm. NCBI's taxonomy places the organism in Eukaryota, Metazoa, Arthropoda, Insecta, Ephemeroptera, Baetidae. The coding region runs from base 84 to 1592 and encodes 502 amino acids. The record is from RefSeq and is a predicted model, not a curated record.
GAUAAAAACCACAUGGGAGGAAGUUGAGCCGUGAGCUCGCUCACUCCAGUAUUGGAUGCUCACUAUCGACACUUGGGUGUGAGAUGGCGACGGCCACUUUCAAGACCAAAUUUUGGGACACGGAACUCGGCAAUAUCCAAUCGUAUGAAAAUCUUGUCAAGAGAGUCAAAGAGGAACAAAAAGGAACGAAAGAUCAUCUAGAAUUUCUAAAAUCAAGGGUCCUAGCAGAGGAGUCCCAUGGCAAGGCGCUAGGUAGGUUAGCUAAAAUAUCUGUGGCCAAGAACGAAUUAGGUAUUUUGCAUGGGUCGUGGCAAAAUUCGCACGUGCUGUGCGCCGAUUUUGAAGUGCUGAUCAACUUAUCGGUCCAGAAGCUAAACGCUGAACUAGACCACAAUGUUGAGCUACUCAAUCGGCAAAUGGAACAGCGACGGAAAGAGGAUGAAACUGUGAAAGAAGCGCACCAGGCCGUCAAGCACGCCUUGACCAAACUUCAGUCCAAACAAAAGCUGCAGCAAAUCAAGACCAAAGAACUGGAAAAGGCGCGCGCGUCCGCCCAGGAUUUGCCAGUGGGAACGAAAGAGGCCGCCAAGGCUGGUAAUGUCGUGACAAAGACACAUCAGCAGUGGGAAGCUGCGUGCUCUGCUGUGAACCUGGCAGAGACACAAUUAGAAGAAUGCAGAUCCACUUGGGAGUAUAAAAUGGAGCUUGCGCUUGAGACUUUGCAAGCACUCCAGGAGCAGAGGCUGAACUCGUUGGCGAACUUGCAAGAGGUCCUCCUCGAAACGUUCCAGGAACAGUACCAGACGACGAUAUCGGCUUUGAGCAGAUGGAAAAAUUACUACGAAGACGACGUGACGCAGGAAGUUUGCAAGUUCGUUCAGCGACAUGGUAAUAACAACGAGAGGCCGGCAGUUGUUACCCAGACAGAUUUUAAUGAUGGAUCGAGCGAUACAUCCGAUAUUGUGCUACCAGAUUGUAGGAAUGCAAAAACGAGUAGCAGUAACUUUGGUGCGACAAUGUUGGACAUGUCGUCCAAUAGUUUGCAAAAACUGAAGAAUAUGCUUCCGACUCCAACGACAUUGCGCAAAACGAAAGCUCCGAAAGCUUUGUCUGGGACGGCGGAAUCGAACGAAUUCAUGGUUGACAACUCGCUCUACGGCACUCUCCCGGCACAAUAUUCAACGGACCCUUUCGUUCAAGAUUUGGUUGACGACGAUAGCGAAGAGCCGGUUUAUGCUGUCGUGCAGGAGUCCACCAAAAAAUCCAAGACGUCAAAAUUAUUCAAUUCAAAAAGUGAUGCGAAAAAGUCCGAAGGGUACUCGUUGCAGGACGGCAAAUCGAUGGAAGACAAUUCGGACGACAGCGAGUUCGACGACGAUAGCAAUGGAGUCGCAGGAUCCUACAACGGCGGCGGCGAACUGAUGCGAGUUCUCUACGACUACAACGCAAAGCAUCCGACGGAUAUAUCGUUGCGAGAAGGAUCAUUAGUGCGCUUCAUUGGGAUUGUGAGUGACGAAUGGGUUGAAGUGAGAGCACCUGACGGAAAGCAAGGCUACUUUCCAAGAAAUUACGUCGAGCCAGCAGAUUCUUGAGAUACAUACUGUAUAUAUGCGAUGAGAAGUGAUCUGGACUCAUUAUUUAAGUUAUUCAUUUUUUAUUGUAAGUUAAUAAAGUCAGGACAUGGUUGGUACACGCAUC